AUGCAGUGGCCCGUCUCUGUCUCUGCAGAGUAUGCAGACAAACCCUUGGAGAAGCCCCUGAAGCUGGUUCUCAAGGUUGGAGGAAGUGAAGUGACUGAACUCUCGGGAUCCGGCCACGAUUCCAGUUACUACGAUGACAGGUCAGACCAUGAGCGAGAGAGGCACAAAGAAAAGAAGAAGAAAAAGAAGAAAAAGGCAGAGAAGGAGAAAUACCUGGACGAUGACGAAAGAAGGAAACGGAAGGAAGAGAAGAAGCGGAAACGGGAAAAGGAACACUGCGACACGGAGGGAGAGGCUGAUGACUUUGAUCCUGGGAAGAAGGUAGAGGUGGAGCCACCUCCCGAUCGGCCAGUCCGAGCGUGCCGGACACAGCCAGCUGAAAAUGAGAGCACGCCUAUUCAGCAACUACUAGAACAUUUCCUCCGCCAGCUCCAGAGAAAAGAUCCUCAUGGGUUUUUUGCUUUUCCUGUCACGGAUGCAAUUGCUCCUGGAUACUCAAUGAUAAUAAAACAUCCAAUGGAUUUUGGCACAAUGAAAGACAAAAUCAUGGCUAAUGAAUACAAAUCAGUCACGGAAUUUAAGGCAGAUUUCAAACUGAUGUGUGAUAAUGCAAUGACAUACAACAGACCAGACACUGUGUACUACAAGUUAGCUAAGAAGAUCCUUCACGCAGGCUUUAAGAUGAUGAGCAAAGAGCGGCUGUUAGCUUUGAAGCGCAGCAUGUCGUUUAUGCAGGACAUGGAUUUUUCUCAGCAGGCAGCUCUUCUGGGCAACGAAGACACAGCUGUUGAGGAACCAGUUCCCGAAGUUGUACCUGUACAAGUAGAAACGGCUAAGAAAUCCAAAAGGCCGAGUAGAGAAGUCAUCAGCUGCAUGUUUGAGCCAGAAGGAAAUGCUUGCAGCUUGACUGACAGCACAGCAGAAGAACAUGUGCUGGCCUUGGUGGAGCACGCAGCAGAUGAGGCUCGGGACAGGAUCAACCGACUCCUUCCAGGUGGCAAGAUGGGCUACCUGAAGAAGAGCGGAGAUGGGAACCUGCUCUACAGCGUGGUCAACGCGGCUGAGCCCGAUGCCGACGAGGAGGAGACCCACCCGGUGGACCUGAGCUCCCUCUCCAGCAAGCUGCUCCCCGGUUUCAGCUUCACCACUCUGGGCUUCAAAGAUGAGAGAAGAAGCAAAGUCACGUUUCUCUCAAGUGCCAGUACUGCACUUUCAAUGCAUAAUAAUUCUGUAUUUGGAGACUUGAAAUCAGACGAAAUGGAGCUUCUGUAUUCUGCCUAUGGAGAUGAGACGGGUGUGCAGUGUGCGCUGAGCCUGCAGGAGUUUGUGAAGGAUGCUGGGAGCUACAGCAAGAGAAUGGUGGAUGACCUUCUGGACCAGAUCACAGGCGGAGACCACUCCCGCAUGCUCUUCCAGCUGAGGCAGAGGAGAAAUGUCGCGAUGAAGCCAUCAGAUGAAGUAAAGACUGGGGACUCCCUAGGAGAUGGUGGCUCUGUGCUGGAUUUCAUGUCAAUGAAGUCGUAUUCUGACGUCUCUUUGGACAUCUCCAUGCUCAGCUCUCUGGGGAAAGUGAAGAAGGAGCUGGACCAUGAUGACAGCCAUCUGAACUUGGACGAGACGACAAAGCUCCUACAGGAUCUGCAUGAGGCACAAGCAGAGCGUGGGGGCUCCCGGCCAUCAUCCAACCUCAGCUCCCUGUCUAACACCUCUGACAGGGAUCAGCACCACCUGGGAAGCCCUUCUCGCCUCAGUGUCGGUGAGCAGCCAGAAGUGACACAUGACCCGUACGAAUUUCUUCAGUCUCCAGAACCUGCAGCCUCUACAAAGAGCUAGCCUUGUAGAUAGUCAUUAAUUGUUUUUCUUUGUUUUGUUUUUAUUUUGUUUUGUUUUUAUUUGCAUGUACAGAGUUUUUGUUGUGAGACAAAGACUAUCAUGUUCCCUUGGGCCUGCAGGAAGCAGCGCAGGGAGGGGGUGAAUUGUCUCUGAUCAUGUUGGCCGCACAUGGACCCAGUGUUUCUGUAGAUAGUCCUGUGAACCUGAAUAGUGGGAACCCUAAAUAAAGGGGGUGUAAAGCUGG
Messenger RNA from Myotis davidii, 2077 nucleotides. RefSeq names its product bromodomain containing 9 (gene BRD9). Bases 1 to 1833 code for a protein of 610 amino acids. Gene Ontology annotation, biological process: regulation of transcription by RNA polymerase II. NCBI's taxonomy places the organism in Eukaryota, Metazoa, Chordata, Mammalia, Chiroptera, Vespertilionidae. The record is from RefSeq and is a predicted model, not a curated record. The transcript has 16 exons. Gene Ontology annotation, cellular component: nucleus.